AUGGAUGACCGCGAAGAUCCAAUUGCACAGUUCUUCUCCGACCCGGAGAACGUCGACCUAUACGAUGUUCUCUCAGUCGGUCAUGACGCGAAACUAGAAGAGAUCAAAAAGGCUUAUCGUCGCCUCGCCCUACAAUGUCAUCCAGACAAACAUACCACUGCGAGCGAUUCCGUACGCGCCGACGCGUCCUUGAAAUUCCAACAGAUUGGUUUUGCAUACACCGUGCUCUCGGACGAAAAGAAGAGGCAGCGGUACGACCGAACGGGGAAGACGGACGAAGGCGUGGAGUUAUCGCCAGGCGAAGACGGGUGGGAGGCUUACUUCGAGGAUUUGUUCGACCGAGUCACGCGGGGACGAUUGGACGAGCACAAGAAAGAGUAUCAAGGCUCGCAAGGAGAGGUCGAUGACAUCAAACAGGCGUAUGUCGAUACCGAGGGAUCUAUCGAGGAGAUCAUGAAGCUAGUUCCUCAUUCGACGUUCGACGAUGAGCCACGGUUCAUUGUCCUUAUCACUAAACUCAUCAAAGAUAAAGAACUGCCGUCCCUCCCUCUGUGGGAGAGGAGUGUCAAGGACGAGAAAGCGAAGCUAGUGCGAAAGAAGCAGAGCCAGAAGGAGGCGAAGGAGGCAGAGAGCCUAGCCAAGGAGUUGGGAGUAUGGGAUGAAUUCUACGGUAGCGGCAAGCCAAGUGCGAAGAGAGAUAAAGGGAAGGGAAAAGACAAGCAAACCAAGGCGGAGGACGCGGAGGACGAGGAAGAUGAGGAGGAUCACUCCGCGUUGCAAGCCCUCAUCCUGAAGAAGAGGAAGAAUAUGGACGGCUUCUUCGACAGCUUGGCAGCCAAGUAUGCCGAACUGCCUACCAAGUCAAAGAAGGGGAAGAAGCGCGGCAAGCCAAAGGAUGAUGAGGAGGUUGACGAGGCCAUGGAGUCGCCGAAGAAGAAACCAAGACGGGGCACUGUAGAGCCUCCUGACAUUGACGAAGCAGAGUUCGAAAAGCUGCAACAAAAGCUCUUUGGCGACAAGGUCAAGUCAGGGUCCAGUUCAACUAAGGCAAAGAACAGAGGGCGAGGUGCUACGAGUAAGAGAGGUGGCUGA
Messenger RNA from Postia placenta MAD-698-R-SB12, 1092 nucleotides. RefSeq lists its product as hypothetical. Gene Ontology annotation, molecular function: heat shock protein binding. The record is from RefSeq and is a predicted model, not a curated record. Bases 1 to 1092 code for a protein of 363 amino acids. Gene Ontology annotation, cellular component: nucleus; cytoplasm. The transcript has 2 exons. Lineage: Eukaryota; Fungi; Basidiomycota; Agaricomycetes; Polyporales; Adustoporiaceae.